AUGGUGAUGUGCAAAGAGGCCAUGGAGAAAGCAAAUGCAAAGCAGAAGAAGGGUUUGUGGUCUCCAGAUGAAGACCAGAGACUUAGAAGUUACAUUCUCAACCAUGGCCAUGGCUGCUGGAGCUCUAUUCCAGCCAAAGCUGGGUUGAAAAGAAAUGGAAAGAGUUGCAGAUUGAGAUGGAUUAAUUACUUAAGACCCGGGUUAAAAAGAGGGAUGUUUACAAAGGAAGAGGAGGAGAUGAUCUUAACCCUUCAUUCCAUUUUAGGCAACAAAUGGUCUCAGAUUGCACAAUAUUUAUCGGGAAGAACUGACAACGAGAUUAAGAAUCGUUGGCAUUCGUACUUGAAGAGGAAGAAGAAGAACCCCGAUGAUCAUGAUCAAUCUCAUAUCGAAACAUUAUCACCACAACUUGGACCAAGUGGGGUUACAAAGUUCUCUCCAUCAAUAUCAACAACAUCUUCUUCUUCUUCGACUAGAGAAACCAUUGCUUCAAAUGAUAGCUUUGAAACAUUGAAAUCUUCCUCAAUCCAGUCUAGUAAUAAUAGUAGUAGGAAAUCACCAAAGCUUCUAUUUGCAGAGUGGCUGUCACUAGAUCAAUUCCAUGCCAAAACUCUUCACGAUGAGGGUCUUGACCAGGCAGUAACCGCAAAUGAUUUCGAUUUUGAAGGCACCGUUUUUAAUGAGUUUUUACUAGAGGAGGGAUCUCACAACGACCUGCUAAAAUCGGAGAAUUUAUUUGGAGAAGACGAUUUUCUUGGUUUCCAAUCAUCUGGCCGGGAUCAUUUGAGUAGCAAUUUCUUGAUGGACAUUAAUGAUAUUUAUUAA
This is a messenger RNA of Impatiens glandulifera, 825 nucleotides long. RefSeq names its product transcription factor LAF1-like. Lineage: Eukaryota; Viridiplantae; Streptophyta; Magnoliopsida; Ericales; Balsaminaceae. Bases 1 to 825 code for a protein of 274 amino acids. The record is from RefSeq and is a predicted model, not a curated record. The transcript has 3 exons.